Molecule: messenger RNA, 932 nt
Organism: Ostrea edulis (European flat oyster)
Lineage: Eukaryota; Metazoa; Mollusca; Bivalvia; Ostreida; Ostreidae
Exons: 4
Coding region: 165-605 (146 amino acids)
Source: RefSeq, a predicted model, not a curated record
AAUCCCGCGCCUCUCGGUUUAAUUUGCAUUUUAUGAAAGAGAGUAUCACACACGGUUUUUUGUGAUUAAAUAUUUAAUAUGCAUCCCUUAUAAAUUGCUUCAGACGUGUAAAACAUCAUUUGGUGGGAUUAUAUUUUUGGAUUUGUGAAGCAUGUGAAAGAGAAAUGAACAUGUCUGUUACGUCUACGUCAGAGUCGACACUGAAGGUGAUGUGUCAAAAAAGUCUUGGACUGGUGUAUGCCUUCAGCAUAUUCUCGUUAGUGGUCACCUCAGUAUUCCCUCAACCCGCUACAACUAUUCUAUGUGAAAGAAGAUGCGAGUCAUCUACUCCAAACCUAGCCCGCCUGAAGCUGCUGUGGCACAGGAUGUCAAAAAGAAUAGGAAAAGAUGAUAUGUCGUUUGCAGCAUUUAUUCAGUCCUUAAUUGCCGCUUCGGAGAGAUACAGCCGACUGGAACCUGUUGGAAAUUAUUUAAUAACGAUGAUUGACAGAUACCAGGAUUGCGUGAAAGCUUGUGAACAUCAACACAGUAAAAGGGCUGACGAAAGGGCCUCCGAUUCUUUUAUUAGAAAACAAUUUUGCAUUUCCCAUGGAUUUUGCUUAUGACAAGGAACAGUUUAUUACCCAGUGUCCAUUUCGGUGCAUCGAGAACUUCCGUAAAUCGAAAGCAGGAUUUAUCCAUUUUGUAGCCUACAAACUUAAAACUCAGAAUGGUAAAAGACAAGUUCUACUUUCACUUACCUCAAUCGGCAAAGUAGAAUUUACGCUAAGUGGACAAUAUUGCUAUCGGUGAUAUAUUAUCGUGUUUAUAAAAUACUGCAGUUCUAAAUGCAGAUUUAUUUCGAACUAACUUGAGGUUCAUCUUUAAAUAUCUUUUUUGCCUGUAUAUUUUGAAUGAAACUGUAUUAUGUGAAAAUAAAUCGUCAGCCUGUA